UGUGACGCAAUCACUCCGCGUCUGCGCGGACGAAGAAGCCGAGGAACGUGGAGCCGAGGUAGCAUGGCGGACCCCGCCCAGCCAUCCCCCCAGCCGGUCGGCGGAAAGCGCAAAGGCAAGGCCCAGUUCCUGCCGGCCAAGCGGGCCCGGCGCGGUGACGCAGGCGGGCCGCGGCAGCUGGAGCCCGGCCUGCAGGGCAUCCUCAUCACCUGCAACAUGAACGAGCGCAAGUGCGUGGAAGAGGCCUACAGCUUGCUCAACGAGUAUGGCGACGACAUGUACGGGCCCGAAAAGUUUACAGACAAGGACCAGCAUCUCUCCGGAAGUGAUGGGGAAGACGACGAUGUGGAGACCGCCUUGAAGAAAGAAGUUGGUGACAUUAAAGCUUCUACAGAGAUGAGGCUGAGAAGAUUCCAGUCAAUGGAGAGUGGAGCAAAUAAUGUAGUCUUCAUCAGGACCCUCGGGAUAGAACCGGAGAAAUUAGUGCACCAUAUUCUCCAGGAUAUGUACAAAACCAAAAAAAAGAAGACACGAGUUAUUCUACGAAUGUUGCCCAUCUCAGGCACCUGCAAAGCUUUCUUAGAAGAUAUGAAAAAAUAUGCAGAAACAUUUUUGGAACCCUGGUUUAAGGCCCCAAACAAGGGGACAUUUCAGAUUGUUUACAAAUCUCGAAAUAACAGCCACAUGAAUAGAGAAGAAGUUAUCAAAGAGUUGGCAGGAAUAGUGGGCAGCCUCAACUCAGAAAACAAAGUGGAUCUCACUAAUCCAGAGUACACAGUGGUGGUAGAGAUCAUCAAAGCUGUGUGUUGCCUGAGUGUGGUGAAAGAUUACGUGCUAUUCCGAAAGUACAACCUCCAAGAGGUGGUGAAGAGUGCAAAAGACUCACAGCCUCACCCGAAGCUGGGAAAUGGCAAAGCAGCUACGUUGGAACCUGAUGGCAAGUUGGAUCAAAGUGAUCCCUCAGAAGGAAAAAAUAACCAGCAGGUGGCACCAGAGAGCAGUGAGGAGCUGGGGCAGACAGAGUCAAGGUCUGAAACCCAGGCUGGGAAUGAGGGAGAAGCUAAACCUGAACUUGAAAAUCAAGUGUCAGAAGAACCCAAGGCAAAUGAAAAUGAACUUUCAUAGGUCAUUCUGUGGGGGAGCUGGGUCUCAGCUGGGUUCCAUGUAAAAUUGUGAUAAUAUGUUUUGACUUUUGUGUGCUGCUCAGUGCUGAUGUCACAGUCCCUGUUGACAGUUUUGUUAAAGCCCUUCCAGGCCUGUAUGUCAUUGUGUGCAUUCCCACGUGCUGCUUCCUAGGGGAGUGUGGUAGGAGGAUAGCCUUGGCCUCUGUCUCCUGACUACUUUGUCUAGUUUCCUCUUAAGCACUGCCAGCUGACGUGGAACAGAGCAGUAGCUGAGUGGGAAGUCAGCAGGACAUUCUCAUUCUGAGGAAGGAAUGAACUACCACUCUGCUGCCCUACCCUUUCAUUGUUCACACGGAGAACUGUGGACUGUAUGGGAAUCGCUUUGAUGGUUUGGGUGUGUUUUUUUGUUGUUUGUUUUAAUGUUAAGAGCAAAUCUGAUGGUCCAUUGUUGCAGUUUUUGUAGAGAAGGUGUGGGGUAGGAGAGGACUGUUGUAGGUGUAGACCCAUGGGUAUUUGUGAUACGGUAAGGAAUAAGGAAUUACCGAGUCCCUUCUAUAUACUAGUACAAGAGCAAUGAGAGAAAUCUACUGUACCAGAGUCUCACUGAACUGUCCAAGCUCUCCUGUCACUUUGCCAUGCUUUCAAGAGUUCCUAACAGGCAGAGAUCAAAAGGGUGGAAGUGACCAAUGAGCACUGCAAAAUGAACUAUCCAGGUGGGGACUGUAACAUUAGGCUGGGAAAUGGCUUUGUACUUAAAUCUUAAAACAAGUUAGUUUGAAUGCUAAGGUUCCUGGCACAGGCGGUUAAGUAAAAGCUAGCGACAUGAGAAUAUAUUUCUUCUCACAUAGAGGCUUUCUUGGUAAGCUAGACCAAGAGGAUAUGGGAGAAGCAGAGAGUAAGGAGCACCUUGCUAAUGCAGAGGGGCUGGAGCAUCCUCAGGUGCUUUGACAUGUUAACUCAGGUCUAACAUUGAAACCAUUUUGAAAGGAUGCACCUUUGUGUCAGUUAGGGGUUAAGGAAGGAGAGAAUCUCGGUGCCUUUUUCAGGUUUGCUCCGAGAUAGAGAGACUUUUAAUAGUGUAGGACAAAGGGCCUGGGGAUAAAUUACCGUUUGCUCAGACAUGGAGUUUUGGAGCUUGUCGAAGUUGCUGCAUUUCAGAUUGCUUUAUACUUUUCUUUGGUUGCCUUUUUAUUUAUUUGUGUUUAGUGAGACCUGUGUGUGACCGACUAUUUGCCAGUUGUACAAUGCUGUGUGCUGUUGGAAUCUAAAUACACUUACUGAUUGUUCUUUGCUUUCUGAUUUGCCGGCUUUAUUUUCAGUGUGCUAGUUUACAGGUGGUUCCAGGGUAGGAACUGAGUGGUUAUUUUAAAGCUGCAGCAGUUAAGAUGGAAAAUAAAGAAGUAGAAACCAAAUCCCCGUGCUGUGGCUCAGUGCACCUGCCCCCCUCUACAAAGGAGCUAAUAAGCCUUGUACUGUGAGACACGUUCCUCCAAAGCUGAACACAGUUUUCAGAUAUCUUUACUUGCAUUUUGUUCUUGGUACAGCUGAACUUUUCAGGUUGUUUUCAAAGUUCCUGAUAUUUUAAAAAAUAAAAAUGAAUUUGUUCUGUAAA
Messenger RNA from Meriones unguiculatus (Mongolian gerbil), 2736 nucleotides. RefSeq names its product THUMP domain containing 1 (gene Thumpd1). The record is from RefSeq and is a predicted model, not a curated record. The transcript is spliced from 4 exons. Gene Ontology annotation, biological process: tRNA modification. Gene Ontology annotation, molecular function: RNA binding. The coding region runs from base 64 to 1125 and encodes 353 amino acids. Lineage: Eukaryota; Metazoa; Chordata; Mammalia; Rodentia; Muridae.